Messenger RNA from Triticum turgidum subsp. durum (durum wheat), 2988 nucleotides. Lineage: Eukaryota; Viridiplantae; Streptophyta; Magnoliopsida; Poales; Poaceae. The record is from the annotation of a GenBank genome assembly.
AUGCCGCGGAAGGAGAUAUAUGCGGGCAACAUCGAACAAGCGGUGCGAAGGAUAAUCCCUUCUUUGGAGGAUAUGAGCAAUACUGCACACAAGGCCAUCUAUUUUGAUGCAUGGCAUGGGCUUGCUGCUUCUGCGGUGCUUAGAGCCAUAGCUGAAGACCCUCCGCCAUCUUUGCUAAAGAAAUUCGACAAGAUCAUCCACGUUGAUUGCUCCAGUUGGAAAAGCCAAAGAGCACUCCAGAAGACAAUCGCACAAGAACUGAAGCUUCCUCAUUGGGUAAUGGAUAUUUUUGAUAGGCAAGAUGAGGAAGAUGAUUUCAGAGGAGUAGAUGAAGGCUCAAGAGCUGAAAUAGGAUUCGUUGGGAGAGAGAUCUUUCAAGUCCUUAUGGGCCAUAGAUGUUUAGUGGUCUUUCAUAAUGGAAGCAAUGAUAUGAUUAAUUUAAGUGGUUUUGGCAUUCCUCAAGGAGAAUUUUUUGAAACCAAAGUAUUGUGGACAUUUCGAGGAAGGCUUCGGCUCAACCCACGAAUUAGUGAGAAGGUGGAUAGUUCACAUCUUUUUCUUUAUGAUCACUCGAUGGGUCACGGUUGGAAUUAUUUGCUGCAAAAUGAGGCUAGAGAAAUUGCUAGGCACAUAAAUAAGCUUCCUGAAGUACUUGAAGAGUGUUGCCUGUAUCUACUGGUAUUAAAUUCUCAAGGAGGUAAUGUCAUGGACUACGACUGGGCCACCCAUGCUUCGAGCUAUUGGGUAUGUGAUGGGAUUAUAAAGGGAGGUCAGUCGGACGAAGCAUGGGAGGUUGCGGCUGCUCUGCAUCAAUACAUACAUAUAGAGGAUUAUUCAUCUAAUGAAAUUCCCUCUUUUGGUCAUAAACUGAAGACUCCUUGGAAACCGCGGAUAUUGGUCAAGGACAACUUUGUUGUGCAUCAAAAUUCAACUUCUUUUUUUAUUUCUGCUGUUGCAAGUGAUUCCGAUCCUCCAUUAAGGCCCUUACCUAAUGGCUUGUUUCAUUUGUCGGACAAACUUUGUGUUCUCAAGUUAUGCCGAUGCAGCUUCAGUUUUUCUUUACCUCCUUUCGGUGGUUGCCGCAGCUUAAGGUUCCUCGGAUUAGAUAGCUGCAAGAAUCAACAAGUAUUAGUAGAAGGGAAGCAAGAUAGACCACCAAUGGAAUUUUUUCAGAGCUUAUGGGUUCUAAGCAUAUGUCACACUGAUUGGGAGUUGGAUUUGUCAGCACACAUCACAGAGCAUAUGCAUGUAAACAUUAGGGAGGUGCAUAUAAAGAAAGGAAGGGUUUGGUCCCGCGGUUUUCCAUGGAGAAAAUUGCAGAACCUUCGUAAGCUUCGACUGAUUGAGCCUACAUCACCUUGGCAUACAGGUGAAAUGGAUGAAUUUACAGGUAUGGUGAACAUGGAAUUCCUUGACCUAUCAAGCAAUAGCACAAUACAAGGUUUGCCAAGUCUCUCAAAAGCAGCUAGCCUUAAGACUCUGGUACUAGAUGGUUGCAUUGGUUUGGAGCAGGUUGAAAGUCUCCCUCCAUCACUUGAAUCAUUCAGCUUAGAUGCAGGACCAAGAAAUGAUGAUUACAAGGCAGCCAAAAUAAGCCGCAUCUCAAUUGCUGGUUGUGCAAGAUUGUCUGACUUCACACUGCGUGGAUCACUUCCAAACCUUCAGGAGCUGGAUCUCUCAGGCACAAGAGUCAAAACACUUGACCUCACAACUCAGGUGGUGCAACUUCCAUGUCUCCAAAAAAUUAUUCUAUUGGGAUGUAUGCAGCUCAAAGCCAUUUUAUGGUCAGAAAGAGGUCUACCAACACUAAAAGUGCUUCACAUAGAUUCAUCUGUGUGUCCUGUUCAAACAAAACUACAUGAAGUGUAUGUUACUAUAAUGGAUCUAAGGUUUUUUCAGUCCUUGGUAUUACAAAACAAUCUUCAAUUCUGUUGGAAGAGCAGUAGGUUCCAUAUAAAUGUUUGUGUCCCUUGUACCACUAAUGUUAAGGGACAAAGCUAUAGGAAGGAGAAAAUGGGCCCCGGUAUUAGUGGGCACAUAAUGGAUCUGCCUCAACAGUAUUCAUUAACCCCCGAUACUUACAACACCUACAUUGAUGUCUCUGUUAGCAACAUAAUUAUUGAUCACGACUACAACAAUGGAAUGCAGUUUCAGCCAACAGGCUGCCACGUUGAGAUUGGUAAGGGAAUUAGCAACCUUAGCGUGGAGAGUAUACAAGCAAUCGAGGCUAUCAUCUUUGCAAUGGACGAAGCCAAGUCAUUGCAUGUGCAUGAUAAUUCUUGCAUCACCACGGUCAUCCCUGAACACAUGAUGUCCAUAGAUGACAGGAAACUUGGUUGGCAACAUCUAAAACAGUGCCAUGUGGUGAGAUGCCCCAAGAUGCACACAGUCUUCACCACUAACUACGAUACCAUCUACCCCUUUGAAGAAAUAGAGACCUUUUGGGCGGCUGACUUACUGAUGGCCCAUUGCAUUUGGAGCAAAGGAAGGACCUUCAAUGGCAUGGAUAUAUACUCAUUUGCAAAACUACGGAGCAUACAUCUCUACUCUUGCCCAAGGCUCUCAUUUGUGCUUCCAUUAUUGUGGGCUAUUCAGGCAUCAUAUUUGCGCAACUUAGAGAGUUUCCACAUUGUCAACUGUGGUGACCUAAAGAUGGUAUUCCCUGUCCAUUCUGGCCGCCUGGAACGUGUACUUGAGUUCCCAAGCCUGAAGCACAUCCAUCUGUAUGAGCUCCAUAAGUUGCAACGUAUAUGUGAGUUCAAGAUGCUUGCUCCCAAGCUUGAGAGGGUAUGGCUUAGGGGAUGCUGGGGUCUCAGGCGCCUCCCAGCCGUCGGCCGAGAUAACCGCCCCGUGGUUGACUGCGAGAAAGAUUGGUGGGAGAAGCUUGAGUGGGAUGGGCUGGAGGCCGGCCAUGACCCUUCCCUCUUCAAGCCGUGCCACUCGUCUUAUUACAAGAUGCCCAUGGAGAGAUUCUCGGUUCUCCGGUGA